ACCUCUCCCUGCCCGGGUGCUCCGGCCGCCGCUGCAUAGCCAACUUUGGAAAAAGUUUUUUCGGGGAGACUCGGGCUUUGAGGUGCCGGGCCCUGAGCUUUCCGAUUUGGGCGACCUCUCCAGAAGAUGUUGCAAAAAAACUAGGCCGGCGGGCAGAGGAAAACGCCUGUAGCCGGCGAGGGAAGACGAACCAUCGAGUGCCGCGUUCCUUCUCUAGGAGGUUGGAGUCCUCGGGGCGCCCCCACACGGCUAGACGCCUCGGCUUGGAUCGCGACGCAGCCCCCCGGCCGUGGAUGCUCGCGCGGGCUCGGGAUCCGCCCAGGUAGCGGCCUCGGACCCUGGUCCCGCGCCCAGGUCCUCCCCAGCCCCCCAGCGACGGAGCCCGGGGGCCAUGCGGGUGAGCGGCGGCGGCGGCUGCAGCGGCCUGAGCGCCUGAUCGCCGCGGACGGGAGCCGAGCCCACCCCCCUCCCCAGCCCCCAACCCUGGCCGCGGGGGCGGCGCGCUCGGUCUACGCGUCCGGGGCCCCGCGGGGCCGGGCCGGGAGUCGGCAUGAAUCGCUGCUGGGCGCUCUUUCUGUCUCUCUGCUGCUACCUGCGUCUGGCCAGCGCCGAGGGGGACCCCAUUCCUGAAGAGCUCUACGAGAUGCUGAGUGGCCACUCCAUCCGCUCCUUCGAGGACCUCCAGCGCCUGCUGCACGGAGACUCCGGAGAUGAAGAUGGUGCGGAGCUGGACCUGAACGUGACCCGAUCCCACUCGGGAGGAGAGCCGGACGGCUUGUCCCGCGGCAGGAGGAGCCUGGGCUCCCCCACAGCCGCCGCCGAGCCAGCGGUGAUCGCCGAGUGCAAGACGCGCACCGAGGUCUUCGAGAUCUCCCGGCGCCUCAUCGACCGCACCAACGCCAACUUCCUGGUGUGGCCGCCCUGCGUGGAGGUGCAGCGCUGCUCCGGCUGCUGCAACAACCGUCACGUGCAGUGCCGGCCCACCCAGGUGCAGCUGCGGCCCGUGCAGGUGAGAAAGAUCGAGAUUGUGCGCAAGAAGCCCACCUUCAAGAAGGCCACGGUGACCCUGGAGGACCACCUGGCGUGCAAGUGUGAGACGGUGGCAGGCGUGCGGCCCGCGGCCCGGAGCCCGGGGGGGUCCCAGGAGCAGCGAGCCAAGGCACCCCAGACCCGAGUGGCCAUCCGGACGGUGCGUGUCCGCCGGCCGCCCAAGCGCAAGCACCACAAGUUCAAGCACACGCCCGACAAGAAGGCGCUCAAGGAGACCCUCGGGGCCUAGGGGCAUCGGCAGGAGAGUGUGGGCAGGGUUAUUUAAUAUGGUAUUUGCUGUAUUGCCCCCAUGGGGUCCUUGGAGUGAUAAUGUCCCCCUCGUCCGUCUGUCUCGAUGCCUGAUUCGGA
Lepus europaeus (European hare) is the source of this 1398-nucleotide messenger RNA. RefSeq names its product platelet derived growth factor subunit B (gene PDGFB). Gene Ontology annotation, biological process: positive regulation of cell migration; positive regulation of ERK1 and ERK2 cascade; positive regulation of cell population proliferation. Lineage: Eukaryota; Metazoa; Chordata; Mammalia; Lagomorpha; Leporidae. Gene Ontology annotation, molecular function: platelet-derived growth factor receptor binding; growth factor activity. The transcript has 7 exons. Gene Ontology annotation, cellular component: membrane. Bases 551 to 1279 code for a protein of 242 amino acids. The record is from RefSeq and is a predicted model, not a curated record.